Molecule: messenger RNA, 3298 nt
Organism: Sarcophilus harrisii (Tasmanian devil)
Lineage: Eukaryota; Metazoa; Chordata; Mammalia; Dasyuromorphia; Dasyuridae
Gene: CDV3
Product: CDV3 homolog
Exons: 5
Coding region: 594-1223 (209 amino acids)
Cellular component (GO): cytoplasm
Source: RefSeq, a predicted model, not a curated record
AAGUGGGCAGGUACCGCCUCUUUUCUUUUUGCCCUCCCUCCUCCUCUCCCUUCCCCUUCCCAUUCCCUUUCCCUUCUCUGGGCGCGCGUGCGCGCUUCUACCGCCCUCCCCCUUCCCCUCCCCCCGUGCCCGCCCCGCACGUUGAGCGUCCGGCUCUCUCCUGCCCCCUCCCCCGCCCUUUCCUUUUCCCCUCUGGCUGAGGAGCUGGCAGCAGCAAAAGCAGCGGCGGCAGCAGCCGUGGCCGUGGAGUAGCCGGAGCAGCAGCAGGAGCAGUGGCCAGAACCCGAGCAGCCGCCGCCGGAGCCGCCGCCCCUCGCCCUUCCUCCCGCGCGCGCACGGAGCCGUAGCCGUCCGCGGGCCCCCCCCCGAGCGGAGCGGACCGUACCACCGCCGGACGGCGCGUAGGGGGGACAGCCGGGGCCCGCCCCGCCAGCCCCACCGAGCCCGGGCGCCCGCCGAGGACCUGCGGAGGCCGGCCGCCGCCGGGGGCGCUGCUGCGGCCCGCGGAAGCCCGAGCCGGGGCCGGCGCUGAGGCCGGCGCGAGGCGGGAGCCGGGGCGUCCAGGAACCGGGUCCUCGCCGGCCGCCGCGGCCAUGGCCGAGACCGAGGAGCGCAGCCUCGACAACUUUUUCGCCAAGAGGGACAAGAAGAAGAAGAAGGAGCGAAGCAGCCGGGCCGCGGGCGCCGCUAACGCCGGAGGAGCCGGCGCGGGGGCCGCGGCCGGGGCCGCCGGAGCUGCCUUGACCGGAGGCGCCGGGACUGGGGCCGGCGGCGGGGGCGCCCGACCGGCUGAGGGGGCGGCGGGGGCCGCGGGGGCCGCGGGACCCGGAGCGGCCGCCAAGACCAAGGAUGAAGACGAAUGGAAAGAAUUCGAGCAAAAAGAAGUCGACUACAGCGGACUCAGAGUUCAGGCGAUGCAGAUAAGUGAAAAGGAAGAAGAUGAUAAUGAAAAGAGAGAAGAUCCAGGGGAUAACUGGGAAGAAACCGGUAGUGGUGGCGUAGAAAAGUCAUCUGGUCCUUGGAAUAAAACGGCUCCUGUUCAAGCACCUGCUCCAGCUAUUGAAACCCCAGAACCUGUUAUGACUGGUGGUGUGUACAGGCCUCCUGGUGCCAGAGUGACUUCAACGAGGAAAACACCACAAGGACCACCAGAAAUCUACAGUGAUACACAGUUCCCAUCAUUACAGUCCACUGCCAAGCAUGUAGAAAGUCGGAAAUACUGAGCCUUCGUAAGGGUUGACUACCUCAGAUUUGCUGCACUCAUUGUGGACACCAUGUGGAUCACAACUUCUGGAUAAGAAGGUUACAGCUAUUAAGUGGCGAUGUGAAACUUGAAACCAGCUCUACUGGAUUCCUAUCAGAAAUCCUGCAAAAGUCAGCCAUUUGGGUUCUGAUCUGCUAUAAAUGACAAAGAUUUAAGUGACCUUAAUUAACCUGUCCUGGGCCCCAUCCUUAAGGAAUACUUUCUCUAGUAGCUAUGGCUAUAUAGGAUUUUUCCUGAGACGUACAACUCUCGAAAGAACUGUGUUCAAAUAAACCCAUGCAGAGCUGUCUUGUUUUUUUUUUUUUUUUUUUUUUUAACCCUUUAGCUGUAACCAUAUUCUGAGGUUACAAAAUAAAUUUAACCACACUUUGAUGUACAAAGUGGGAUUUGGGGGGUGGGGUAGGGGUUGAAUGGUCCAAUUUUUUUCUUUAGCAAUUUUUAUUUUGAUAGCACAUGUGUUGUAUUUUCCGCCAACAAGGCCUUCCUUGCUUUGACUUAGAAUCUAAGUUCUUUGAACAGAGCAUAAUACUUGGUUGAGUAACUUGAAACAUCUAUUAAGAGGGAUUGUGAAAUAAGUUUCAUAACCUGAUUUCCACCCCCAAGGGGCUGGAACUCCAUAGCCUUUAAAGAGCAGUGGAUGCCAAGGCUUGACUUCAGGUGCUGCUAAAGCCUCUAAUCACCAGGUCUUUAACUUGUACAGUAUGUAUUUGACAGGAGUACUGGUAUCUAGCAAGUGGAAUUGUCACCUUUUUUUUUUUUUUUUUUUUUUAAACUACUAGAGUAGAAGUGUUCAAUCACCUGUGAGUUUCUUUCUAGCAAACAUGUCUUGUCCUUUUUCAACUCAAACCAAUAUGAUUAAGUUUUAAUCAAAAGCUUGGUGUGCGCAAAGACUUUCCAGAUGUUCCACAUACUGAUCAGUAGUGUGGUGUUUGAUAAGACCGCUAGGUCCCCACCUUUUUCAAGGUUCAGGAUGUUUUGCUGCAGCGAUUAUCCUGACUAGCUCUGUUGGAUGUGCGUGUGUCUCCAUGUCCAUGUCCGUCCCCAGUGGUUGGGGGGUGGGGGAGGGUGGGGGUGGGAAGAAUGGGGCAAAAGACAGGUGACAUAGCACUUCUGUUUUUAAUAACUCCAGGUUAAACAAUCCAGUAACUUAGUCCUUAAAUGGGACCUUGAUAAAGCCACCCAAAGUUAUUGCCUAUGGUAUGAAAGUUUCAUUCCAUCUAACUUCAGAUUCUGUUUCAUCUUUCUUUGUUUUUGUCACUUUGAUUCAGUACAAAUAUUACAGUGGUGUAUGACCACUUGAUAUGCAGAGUCUGGGUUUCUCUAUAUUACAUUUCAAUGCCAAAUUCAGGAGGUGCAGACUUGCCACUGAUAAGUGAAGCAAGUAGGUGAGUAAAACAAUCUUGCUGAUAUGAUGUAGCAGCAUGCUCUCUUGUAGGGGCUCAGAUGCAGAAUCACCUGACUCUUAUAAGGGUUACUGACAGUAUCUCUUGGCAGCCCCUGCCAACUGCUUCUUGGCAUAGUUGCUGGCAUCCAAAAGAAUUGGCAGGCUAGCUUCCUGUCCUCUUAAUAAAGGUGUACCUGGAAAAAUUGCUGAGCCAAGGAGGAGUUGGAUGUUCAGAAGAAAAAAACUGAAGACUUCAUUUGGGAACCAAAAACCUUAGUAAAAGAAUUAAAUAGAAUUCUUGGACUUUGAGCCAUCUAUUUUUCCUGAAAAGUAUGCAUCUUUGCCAGCAGUGUCUUGUUGGAUUAUAUUACUGAGGAAUGAACUGAGAUGAUUAUGUGGAAGUGUUAUUUAAUGGCAUAUUGUACUAGAAAUUUGAAGACCUGCAGUAGAUUUUAAAUCCCAACUCUUGUUAUAACAUUUUUAAGAGAUUGUGAAAUUGUCAAAAUGCACAUUAAUCAAGUUUUAAUAUACUGUAUGAUGGGUAGAUGUCCAUUGUACCUUAUUUCGUUAUUUGAAUUCUCAGGCAUGGUUUUGGCAGUGCAAGAACCCUGUAACAUUAACAAAUUCAAUAAAAUGGAAAUGUAUAUGGA